GAUCAUCCUCUCUCUCUCUCUCUCAAAUGCCAACUCCACUUAAGCUCACCAAUGGCGCCAUCCCUUGCGUCGUUUUCCCGGUGGCGGGUUCGAAUAAAUUGCAGCCGAAGACAAUUUUCAUUGCUUCCCCGCCAUUUCGCGUCUCAAAGCCGAUUAACAUUUUUGUUAGUCGGAACCCUAGCAUCCGACAAUGCCUUAACAAUGCCGAAAUUAGCGCCAAUGAUCCAUUGAAAUCGGAAAAUGGCUUUUCCAAUCAUGAAACUGAAGGUUCAAUGGAAAAGAAUGAAAAUCAUCAAAAACAUCCGCAAAAAUCGAUCGAGGUGCUGGAUAAAUUGAGGAGAUAUGGAGUUUCUGGAAUAUUGUCUUAUGGAUUGUUGAAUACAGUCUACUAUCUUACAACAUUUCUUGUUGUGUGGUUCUACAUUGCACCACCACCUGCGAAAAUGGGCUAUGUUGCAGCUGCUGGAAGAUUUCUCAAGAUAAUGGCUACAGUCUGGGCUGGAAGCCAAGUUACUAAGCUGGCAAGAGCGGCAGGAGCUCUUGCUAUGGCGCCGUUCGUCGACAGAGCAUUGUCGUGGUUCACGGUCAAAUACAACUUCAAGUCUCAGGGGAAGGCAGUUGUGGCGAUUGUUGGAUUCUGCUUAGGAUUGUCUCUCUUGUUAUUCAUUGCUGUUACUCUGCUUUCAGCAUAAGACAGGUUCUUCCCUCGGAAAGUAAGUACUUUUUCUCUCA
Messenger RNA from Cucurbita moschata (crookneck pumpkin), 732 nucleotides. RefSeq lists its product as uncharacterized. The transcript has 9 exons. The record is from RefSeq and is a predicted model, not a curated record. NCBI's taxonomy places the organism in Eukaryota, Viridiplantae, Streptophyta, Magnoliopsida, Cucurbitales, Cucurbitaceae. The coding region runs from base 27 to 692 and encodes 221 amino acids.